This is a messenger RNA of Striga asiatica, 2869 nucleotides long. NCBI's taxonomy places the organism in Eukaryota, Viridiplantae, Streptophyta, Magnoliopsida, Lamiales, Orobanchaceae. The record is from the annotation of a GenBank genome assembly.
CGCAAAUAUCAAUAUCAUGUGUUUGAUUUGAAGCCAGCCACCAUGAAUUUGGGAUCAUCUAAAAUCCAACGGCCCCAAGUUAAAUGUUAAGCCCACAUGCCAUCCAACGGAUCAAAUUGGCCCACCGCCAUUGACUAUAAGUUCGCAAACCCUAAACCUCUAUACCUCCUCUUUCGGCUCUGCGGUUUCUCUGCGCGUAACUGCCAAUAUUUUGAGAGCAACAUCAGAGCAAAACAAACCGCCGCCCCCUCCGCCACACCGGAGACUGAAUACGCAUAGAGUGGUAGUUUACGCUAACUUAUAUAGUUGACAUGCCUUCCAUUGUGUUAGCAGAAUCUCAAUUAUCUGACGAGAACAAGAGAGUGAAGAAAGCAGCUGAAUUUGCGGAGAUGGAGGUGGACGCCAAGUCCGCUGAGAAAAAGAUCAAAAAGGAGAAAAAGUCUGCCAAAAAGACGAAAAUAGCCUCCGAGCCUGAUCCAGACGAUUCUAAUUCCAAUAGUGUCCCCAAAAAGGGGAAAGAAAAGAAGCGAAAGGCUUUGGAGAUUGGCCGCGGCGAAGACGAUGGUGGUGAGGAGAAGAGCGACAUUAGCUCCAACUCCAAGAUGGACGAGCCGAUGAAUGAUUCGGGAAAGAAGAAAAAGAAGAUGAAGCUUGAGGAAAAUGGAGUGGAGGAAAAAGAGGAGAAUCCGAAUGCUGUUUCGAAUUUUCGUAUCUCAAAGCCGCUGAGGGAUGCUCUGAAGGCGAAGGGAAUUGAAUCUCUGUUUCCGAUUCAAGCAAUGACCUUUGAUAUGAUACUCGAUGGUUCUGAUUUGGUUGGAAGAGCUCGGACUGGUCAGGGUAAAACGCUGGCUUUUGUGUUACCUAUAUUGGAAUCGUUGACAAAUGGGCCAGCGAAAGCAUCCCGUAAGACUGGAUAUGGAAGGGCGCCUAGUGUUCUUGUACUUUUACCCACUAGGGAAUUGGCCACUCAGGUGUUUGCCGACUUUGAAGUGUAUGGUGGAGCUUUGGGGUUGAAUUCAUGUUGCCUGUAUGGGGGUGCUCCGUUUAAUCCACAACGCGAUCAAUUGAAAAGAGGUGUUGACCUGAUAAUUGGCACACCUGGCCGCAUUAAGGAUCACAUUGAGAGGGGGAAUAUCGACUUUAGAGAAUUGAAGUUUCGUGUUCUUGAUGAGGCCGAUGAAAUGUUGAGGAUGGGCAAGGUAGAGGAUGCCAGCAAGGUCCAGACACUUCUUUUCAGUGCCACUUUGCCCCCAUGGGUUAAGCAAAUAUCCGCUAAAUUUUUAAAACCAGACAAGAAGACUGCUGAUCUUGUUGGUAAUGAGAAAAUGAAGGCCAGCACCAGCGUAAGGCACCUUGUUCUUCCUUGCUCUGCUACGGCCAGAUCUCAGCUUAUUCCUGAUAUCAUUCGCUGCUAUAGUAGUGGCGGUCGAACUAUUAUUUUCACCGAGACCAAGGAUUCUGCUUCAACACUUGCUGGAUUACUUCCUGGAGCCCGUGCUUUGCAUGGUGACAUCCAGCAGGCUACUCGUGAGGUUACACUAGCUGGCUUUAGAUCUGGAAAAUUUUCGACUCUUGUAGCCACAAAUGUAGCAGCACGAGGGUUGGAUAUUGAUGAUGUGCAGCUAAUUAUUCAGGUGUGUGUGGACCUACAGGCCGAUAUUUGGGAUUUUCUUACAUCACAUUUUGUGAACCGCCUCGUGAUGUUGAGGCGUACAUCCAUCGGUCUGGGAGAACUGGGAGAGCCGAUUGAUUUUUCUGUGCUUUUAUCAGGCAAAAGUGGUGUUGCUGUGAUGCUUUAUGAUCCCCGGAAGUCCAAUUUCUCUAGGAUAGAAAGGGAAUCAGGUGUCAAGUUUGAACAUAUAUCAGCUCCACAGCCAGCUGAUAUUGCAAAAACUGCUGGUGCUGAAGCUGCAGAUAAAAUUAACGAGAUAUCAGAUAGGUAUUAUUCUGAUUUUUGUGGUGUGAUUCCUGUAUUCAUGACUGCUGCUGAAGAGCUUCUAAACUCGUCUGAUCUAACCCCAACCGAGUUACUUGCUAAGGCGCUGGCCAAGGCUGCUGGCUAUACUGAGAUUAAGACUCGUUCUCUGCUCACUUCUAUGGAGAAUUGUGUGACUGUACAACUCGAGUGUGGAAGGCCCAUUUUUAAUCAAUCCUUUGUUUAUGGAAUUCUGCGGAGGUUUUUACCGGAAGAUAAAGUUGAGUCAAUCAAGGGUCUUUCCCUGACUGCUGAUGGCAAGGGUGCUGUGUUUGAUGUGGCUGCCAAUGAUCUAGAUGCUUUCCUCGAAGGCCAACAAAAUGCUGCUGGUGUAAGCCUGGAAGUGAUGAAGACUUUGCCGCCUUUGCAAGAAAGAGAGCAAUCGAGAGGAAGAUUUGGUGGUGGCAAUGGCGGCCGUGGCCGCGGUGGUGGCUCUUCCGACAGGCGGUUUUCCGGUGGCCGCGGUGGUAUCUUUUCCAGAGGAAGGGGACGUGGCAAUAGCAAUAAUAACCGUAGAUGGUGAAAUACAAUACCUUGUGGUACUUUGGCAAGAAACUUUCAUCUGGCUGGAGAGUGAAAUCGUUAUUUCAUCCCAAGGGGCAAAGAAAUUUUGGUAUUGACGAAAAGUGUGUUUUAUUGUUUGUUUGACACAGCAGUUCAAUGAGAAAUAUAGUUCUCAUGCAUACUAUGUUUUGUUUGGAUUUAAUGAUGUUAUAUUUUAUUGGCUUUACGGAUGAUUUCGCAUUGUUUUGUUUCAUUUUUCCUUUGUUAUUUUCCUCCCCACUCGGAUUUUAUUUACUUCAAUGUUGUCGGAACAGUCGGGGAAAGGUUUUUUGUAUCCUCUUUGGUAUUUGAAAUGAAGAAUUGAUGGUUAGGAAGUAUUGGUUAUAUAGA